Messenger RNA from Malurus melanocephalus (red-backed fairy wren), 1573 nucleotides. It is a transcript of the gene TMEM70, whose product is annotated as transmembrane protein 70. The record is from RefSeq and is a predicted model, not a curated record. Gene Ontology annotation, biological process: mitochondrial proton-transporting ATP synthase complex assembly. Bases 297 to 935 code for a protein of 212 amino acids. The transcript has 3 exons. Lineage: Eukaryota; Metazoa; Chordata; Aves; Passeriformes; Maluridae. Gene Ontology annotation, cellular component: mitochondrial membrane.
UGCACGACAUCAAGGUGCUGGAGGGUGUCCUGAGGGUAACGAAGUUGGUGAAGGUUCUGGAGCACGAAUCUUAUGAGCAGCAGCUGAGGGAGCUGGAGAAGUUUAGCUGGAGAAGAGAAGGCUCAGUGAAGACCUUAUGGCUCUCUGCUGCUAAAAAGAGGUUUAAUAGGUGGGGGUCGUGUUCUCCCAGGCAGCUGGUGAGAGGACACGAGGCAAUGGCCUCAAGCUCUGCCAGGGGAGGUUCAAGUUGGACAUCCAGAGGAAUUUCUUCACAGAAGUGGUGAUUAGACAUUGGAAUGGGCUUCCCAGAGAGGUGGUGGAGUCACCAUCUCUCAGGGUUGCUUAAGGAAAGAUUGGAUGUGGCAGUUACCUCCUUUCAAGGAGUGGCUGUUCGCAGCCUCAGCACAUCACCCCCUCAUGAUCACCCAGAACAUGGAAGAUUAGUUUAUAAAGGAAAUUUGGCAAAGACWGUGUUAGGUGUGAGGUUUUUCUCUUACUCCACCAGCAUAUUCAACCUGUUCAUGAUGCCCUACAUCAUGCUCAAGAGUGGUAUUGGAGUGGAAAGUCUGCUUGUCCAAGCUGCCUUUUAUGGGUUGAUCGGGUUUUUUACRUUUGUAACUCCGGUUACUUUGCAUAUCCUUACAAAAGGUUACGUGAUCCGACUCUAUUAUAAAGAUGAAGUGGACACCUAUACAGCCAUUACCUACAAUGCCAUCUUGGGAGAAAAAGCAACUGUUUUCCAUCAGAAAGAUGUAAAGAUUCCAGACAUCACCAAGAUGUUUACAACAUUUUAUGCUAAAACRAAAUCAAUGCUUGUUAAUCCUACGCUUUUCCCAAAUCCUCAGGAUUAUAACCAUCUCAUGGGCUAUGACAAAACCCCAUUGUUUAAAUUUGAGGAAUUAGAGGAGGUAAAGGAAGCUGAUGGAAGGAAAUAAUUUGAAGAUAUUGUUGGUGUCAUUGCCCAUAAUGCAGUGUUGUAAAUGUGAAAGAAUGUAAAAAUCUAUUACACUUGCUUAAGUAUCAGGUAGCUUGAGUUUCAAAUAUGCAUCUUGGAAUGUAUAAAAAGAGACAGUUUUUAAAAAAUAUUACAAACAAUGUGAGCAUUUCUUUAGAGUUAACCAUAUAAAGUACAGUAAAAGUAAGGAGAUGCUUAGACCUGUCUUGUGCUUGUUUGUUCUUGUUUUGAUUGUUACUGUUAGCUCUCCAGAGAACUGUAAAACAUAUGAGCUGUGUGCAGUCUCACCUUCUCUGUGUCAAAAAAAGCCAUGUGUAAUAGAAAAAUCAUCAACACCCAUUAGACUCAUCAAGUAUUUAGUUAAGCURUUAAGCCUUAAAUAUUAAUUGUACUUAAUCCAAAAAUGCUGGGCUCUUUAUCGGUGUUGUUGGUGGUAUAAAGAGUGAACAUGGCUUUCCAGUCCCUUUGUGAGACCAUUGGUAGCCAGAAGGAGUCUUUGGAAAGCAGACAGGUGUUCUUGUGAAUUCCUACUACAACCUACUCCCAGAGGAGAGGAGAUCAUGGGGAGGACGACUGUGUUGUAGUAAUCUCUGGCUGCUCAAAACUACUCUCAGGUUU